Messenger RNA from Cuscuta epithymum, 393 nucleotides. The record is from the annotation of a GenBank genome assembly. NCBI's taxonomy places the organism in Eukaryota, Viridiplantae, Streptophyta, Magnoliopsida, Solanales, Convolvulaceae.
AAUGCAACCUGGAGAACCCGCCACCCGCUCUCUCACAUUCUAUGAACCGCAAUCUCUUUGUUCUUCAGCAUUGACCACCCGUUUUAACAGAAAUGGCUACAGCCAUGGCGGCUAUACACCCACCAAAAGUAACCGCCGGACACAGCCCAUCAUCACCUCUCAAUGAGUUAACCUCCAGUUUUAGCCUCGGGUCGCCAUUAAAGGGCAUCUCUUUACAGAUGCAACCGAGGAGAGGCAGAGGGAGACGUGCUGUUAGCUUGGAAGUAACCUCCGCCGCUUCCGGAAACUCGGCGUCCAAGAGUGGCGGCGGCGGUGGGAGGCUCUAUGUCAAUUUCACUGGAUUCCCUUUCCCUCUCGGCCCUUUCCUCAACCGCCGCACCAUCCGGACUGUGG